Messenger RNA from Lycium ferocissimum, 1013 nucleotides. RefSeq lists its product as uncharacterized. Gene Ontology annotation, molecular function: oxidoreductase activity. The record is from RefSeq and is a predicted model, not a curated record. The transcript is spliced from 8 exons. Bases 139 to 846 code for a protein of 235 amino acids. Lineage: Eukaryota; Viridiplantae; Streptophyta; Magnoliopsida; Solanales; Solanaceae.
UACACAGCGUAGAUUUUAAAUUUCCUAAAGCCGUUUCCACACCAACCACUACUCAUUUCUUUUAAUAAAUCUAAGAAGAAUAACAGAAGGAGAAGACGUGAUUUUAGUUUUGGACCGAAAAAGUCUUUCCAAAUUUAUAUGCUUUCAUUGAGUCUACGAAAAUUCCCAAUUUCCCCUAGGUUCCUGCAUCGAUCAAUGGCCACCAACCGUGGGAAGAAGAUUAUCCGAAUUGAUAUCAGUUCGGAUACUGUGUGUCCCUGGUGCUUUGUGGGGAAAAAAAAUCUUGAUAAAGCUAUGGCGUUAACCAACGAUCAGUAUAAUUUUGAGAUUAGGUGGCAUCCCUUUCUUCUCAAUCCUUCUGCGCCUAAAGAAGGGGUUAACAAGAAAGAUUACUACAGAAGUAAGUUUGGACCUCGCUCUGAACAAAUGAUGUCAAGAAUGUCAGAGGUGUUUAAGGGACUUGGACUGGAAUAUAACAUGUCAGGACUUACGGGAAGUAGUCUGGACAGCCACAGACUACUAUAUUUCGCAGGACGACAGGGGCUUGACAAGCAAAAUAAUCUUGCUGAGGAGCUUUUUCUUGGCUAUUUCACACAGGGAAGGUAUAUAGGUGACAGGGAAUUUCUUAUAGAAGCUGCAAGAAAGGUCGGUGUAGAAGGAGCAGCUGACUUCCUUGAGGAUCCCAACAAUGGGCUAAAAGAGGUUAAUGAAGAGCUUGAGCAAUACUCGUCAAAUAUAUCAGGCGUCCCACAUUUUGUGUUAAAUGGCAAGUACCAGUUGAGUGGUGGCCAACCUCCAGAAAGCUUCAUCCAAGCUUUUCAAGCUGCUUCAAAUAUCACAGCAUAGUUCUGGUGGGUUUUUCUUAAAGUGGGAUGAUGUAUUCGAUUAGUAGUAUUAUAUAUGCCUCUACUCUAGUGUAAGACUAAGUAAAUAUUGUGGAUGCUUUACCAAUGGAUGUGAAACUAUGACAUGAUAAUAAAAUCCACUUAGAAGUUUGACGGUUUGUAUAAUAA